This is a messenger RNA of Chlamydomonas reinhardtii, 3319 nucleotides long. RefSeq lists its product as uncharacterized. The coding region runs from base 235 to 2826 and encodes 863 amino acids. Lineage: Eukaryota; Viridiplantae; Chlorophyta; Chlorophyceae; Chlamydomonadales; Chlamydomonadaceae. The record is from RefSeq and is a predicted model, not a curated record. The transcript has 5 exons.
CUGCCAAACUUCUGAUGCGCAAUGCCACAUUCUGUCGUUGCUUUCCCGCGACGUCUGAUUGGCGGACUUGAACACUCACCUUUUCCUGUGCUCGCCGCCUGAUGAUUAUAUCAGCCUACUGCGCCUAUGCUUCCCCAAACAUGCACAUACAAAUGCAUUCGCGUUAGGGCGGCGCCUUGUUGACCCAUGCCAAACCGCAUGUUAGACCUGGAGAGGGAAAAGGGGCUAGUGGAUAUGUUCUCCAUAAUGAGAACAAAGGUCCCACCACGACUGAGCAAGAGCAUCCAGGAGGCGGAGCAGCUCGUGUCUCACCCACUCCAGGCGCCCCUUCCGCGGCUUCAGGAGCCGGCUUCCACUUCUCGCAGCAAGUCCUCCCUGGGCUGCUACCCAUCCUCCACAACCAACCAGUCCUCUCUUGAUAGGCGCGUAGAUGCCGCCCCCGCCUCCCCGGGGCCCCCAGCCUCACGUCAGCAACCCAACCAGCCGCACGCCAAGGGCCUGUCACGUGCCUGCUCCGGGGAGGAUCAGGGCCACGAGCUGGCGAUAGCAAACCGCUCCAGCUCAAUAGCUGGAUUGGAGCCGCUUACCGCUGCUACUGCUGCUGCUACUGCUGCUCCUUGGGCAUCAGAGGUGCAACUACACGAGCAGCCCGGCCUGGACCUCAUGCCCGGGGGGCUGGUACCUAGGGCGCGCGGCGUCACCAUUGGGACCAUUGCAGAGUCGUUCAACGCAAUGGGACUCACCCCGGGCCACACCGCUGCUGCUACUGGAAGUGUUACUGGCGAUGGCAGCCGCGUCAGCACGGGCGGGUUGGGCAGCAGCCCCGCAGUGGCGUCUCCUGGCCUGCGGCGGGCGACGCACCCGCAGCUGCAGGAGCAGGGUCCGGCAUCACAGGCCCCCGCCUCGCCCUCCCUGGUGAUGAUGGGUGCGCGGGCCUCGCACGGAUCCGGCGCCGCAGCAGGGGCAGGCGGUGGCGGCGAUGGCGGGAUCGGCUCGCCGAAUCGAUUGGGGGCUGCGGGGUCACUACGCUCGCAGACUUUGCCGGCGGCGGCACCUGGAGCCAGCGGCGGCUCGGCUGCCAAUAGCCCGCUGCGGAGCGCCGCCAGCGGCGGCAUCAGUGGUGGUGGCGGCGGCGGCGGCGGCGGCGGCAGUAGCGGCAAGAAGCGGCCGCCGCUUCACUCUAUGUCGUACUCGGACAUGCAGCCGCGGGCGGCGGGCGCGGCAGGGGCGGCGGGCCCCGCAUCGCCGCUGCUGCUGCUGCCUCGAGUGGGAGUUGCACGGGCAGCUGCUGGCGGCGCCGGGACCAGGGCUGACGGCGUUGGUGGAGGUAGCGUGGGUGGAGGAGGGGGAGGGGCUGCUGGCCAGUCGGUGACUUGGCAGGACCCGAGGCGGGAACCCACAGGUGCCGCAGACCACGGGCCCUUUGCCGCAGCCGCAACCAUAGCAGCCGGAGCCGAAGGCGGGGGCGGGGCCGGGGCUGGGGUCGGCCUGCAGACGCAGGCAAGUGGUGGUGCGGUGGAGGGCGAGGCGUUCCCAGUGCUGCGGGUGAUAUCCAGCCUGCGGACUCGGCUGUCGGCCGCUUCUGAAGGCUCGUUGGGGAGCCACCUGGGGCGGCAGCGCAGCGGCGGCGGUGGCGGCGCAGCGGCGGCGGCAAUGGCGGCGGCAGAAGAGCGGGCGAGGCGCCUUCGAGCCAUGGCGGCGGAGGUGGAGGCGGAGGCGGAGGUGGGGGAUGGGGCGGCGGCGGCUGCGGCGGCGUCAGCAAGCGAGGGCGUUGCAGCUGCUGCCGCCAGGGCAGGCGUGGCGGGGCAGCAGCGGCUCGGCGGCGGCGGCGCGGGCGCCAGCCGGCUGAGUGGGGGCGGGGCGCUGGAAGGCCGUGGCGACGCAGGUACUGCUGCCGGGGCGGCGGCGGCAGGGGCAGCGGCGAUGGAGUCGGUGCCGUGCCUCCCGUCCAUUGCCAGUUUGGAAACGGCACGGUCGGCAUCCGUCAAUCGGGUGGGGAGGCAGAGAGAGGGCCGCGACGCAUUCCGCUCCGUGGGUGGCAGCGGCUGCGGCAGCGGGCAGGCGUCGCCGCUGCCGCCCGCGGCAACGGGGGCCCGCGCAGCCGCAGCAACCGCUGCCGUGGCAUCUGCAGUCGCAUCUGUGUCGUCGUCGCAGCUGCAGCUGCAGCAGCAGCAGCAACAGCUGCGAGACCUGCCGUACCGUAGCAUGGACGUGUCACGGUGUGCGGGCAGCCGCAGCGGGAGUGGCAGCGGCGACGGGGAUGCGCUGGAGCUGGACGACUCGGACUUCGACGUCGCGAUGGAGGCAUGGGCCUACACGGCGCGGCUGGACCCCGAGGUGCUGGAGCGCACUCUGGAGCAGCGCCGGGCGCUGAUGCGGCUGGCGGAGCUGCGGCAGCGCCUGCUGGGCGGCGGCGGUGGCGGCGGCGGCGGCGGUGGCGGCGGCGGCGGCGGUGGCGGCGGCGGCGGCGGUGGCGGCGGCGGCGGGGUUGGAGCAGGAGGAGGAGGCAAUGGAGGAGCCCAUGGCAAGGGCAAAGGCCCGUCAUCCUCAUCCCCGCAGUCGCAGCCCCAGGCUUCGGAGUGGGCGGCAGGCACGGGUGGUGGCGGCGGCGCCGCCGCCAGCUCAGCUCUGUGCUCCAUGGCGGCGCAGCUGCGUAAGCUGCCUCGCAUCGACCCAGACCAGCUCAAGGACCCGGCGUAUCGCCAGGCGCUCAAAGCGCGCACGGCGGGCCGGCAGGGCGCCAAAGACGUGUACGAGGUGGUAGCUGAGGCCGUCCGCGAGAUGCCCAUCACCGACCAGCACAAGGCAUGGCGCCCACCCAAGUAGAUGGCUGAGCGGGAUCCGCAGGGUCCUGGGCUCCUGGCUGGCGUGCUGCAGGCCUUGCGGCUGGUGGUGGGCACGGUGGUGAUGGUGUGGUGCACGUGCUGGUGGCGCCGCCGGCAGGGGGGCUGCUGGCUGACGGGGAGUCCAUUCGGCAAGCAGCGGCAGAGGAACGUCGUUGCACUUGAUUGGUGAGCAACGAGUGAGAUGCUGGAUCCAAACCGGCAGAGUUUUAAAUUCUGUGAUACGAUUCGAGCGAUUGUAGCGCAUUGUGACACUGAGUAAGGUGCACGCGCACCGGAUGCACUUAUGCGGUGCAUGCUACUGUGGGGAGCUGGGAAUGUUUGGAGAUUUGAAUACUGGCGCAUUGGUUGUCGUUACUGGGAAGAAUUUUGAUCUCAAUGAGCCCGUUGUGGGAGUGCACGGCACGUCGGCACGUGCUACGCAAGGUGCCAGGGGAGUACGGGUUGAUUGGAUGCAAGGACGACACCCGUGGACG